UAGGCCAAGCUUGAUACAAAUCUGGAAGCGUCAUAGUCACAGUGACAUUGUCACCGAGUAAACGCUUGCUCACGAUCAUUCCAUGGAAUUUCAAGCCACGACCACCGUGCCUUUACCAUUUCAGGACACCACGCUCGUCAUUCCAAUCGUGUCUGCCGCAAACCUUGGACAACUGGCGGUUGACCUACUUGUGUCCUCUGUCGGGAUGCAGCGUGUGGGUAUAUUCGACUCAGAAUACUUGUUUCCUGUAAUUGGAGGACGUGAGGAUGGAUUGCCUGGGAUUACGACUCCUCUGGAACUCUUUGGGAAAGAAGGGCAUCCAUUCUACCUCUUGCAGCAAAGGUCCCCUGUUAUCAAGAGUUGCAAGUCAGAAUUUAUAUCCGCCCUCAUUGACUUUGCCCAAAAGCAAAAAUUCUCCUCAGUACUCAUUCUAUCAGGGCUUGACCUGUCGCAUCGAGACGAUGCACACAUGAUUACCCCAGUAUACCACCUAUUACCAUCACACAACAGAUCACUGGCUCCAUCAUCAGGACCAAUUUCUACACUAUCAGCGCUCAUUCCUGCAUAUACGGGAAGGACUGAUCUUAAAGAUUUACAUCUACCUUCCUCGGGCAUCACGAAGCAACUGCUUCGCUCGCUCCCACCAACCGGCUUUCCUGCCACUGGUGUCAUACUUCAAUACGUCCUAGAAGGCGAUAAUCGCGAAGACGCCUACCUGAUGGCCAAUAUUGUUGGGCGUGUAUUAGGAUUGUCAGAGUUUGGUAGGCAUCUUCAAUUUUCAUGGAAAGAACCUAGUAGUUGGAAGCAAGGAUUGUUUGGAACGCCCCACGAUCAGACACUCUUUGGGUGACUUCGCCCCUAACCC
Molecule: messenger RNA, 865 nt
Organism: Cantharellus anzutake
Lineage: Eukaryota; Fungi; Basidiomycota; Agaricomycetes; Cantharellales; Hydnaceae
Product: PAC2 family-domain-containing protein
Exons: 5
Coding region: 83-850 (255 amino acids)
Biological process (GO): proteasome assembly
Cellular component (GO): nucleus; cytosol
Source: RefSeq, a predicted model, not a curated record